Molecule: messenger RNA, 348 nt
Organism: Pocillopora damicornis (cauliflower coral)
Lineage: Eukaryota; Metazoa; Cnidaria; Anthozoa; Scleractinia; Pocilloporidae
Product: CDP-diacylglycerol--inositol 3-phosphatidyltransferase
Biological process (GO): phosphatidylinositol biosynthetic process
Cellular component (GO): Golgi apparatus; membrane
Molecular function (GO): CDP-diacylglycerol-inositol 3-phosphatidyltransferase activity
Source: RefSeq, a predicted model, not a curated record
AUGUUAGCAGUGUUUUAUCCAAGAUUCACAUUUGUCUUCCAAUUGUUGAUUUGUUUGGAUAUUUCCAGUCAUUGGAUUCAUGUGGUACUGUCCAUCAUGUGUGCUGGUAAUGAACUCUUUUUCUGUAUGUUGUAUUUGGUUCAUUUUACUGUUUUUGUCAAAGUGUCUGUUGCUGGCAGCACAUUUGGUCUGUGGGUAGCUCUAGCUUGGCUGACUCUUCCUAUCUGCAUACUGAAGCAGUCCAUCAGUGUGAUUCAGCUCACUGUGGCAUGUAUCAACACGGCAAGCUUGGAUGAGAGUGAAAGAGAAAGAGUAAACAAAUGACUAGACAUGGAGACUGGAGAACAA